AUGUCAACAGCUAUUGUAUCUAGAUUUCCUUCUACCCCUUCGUCAUCGUGUGGUGGGGUACGGGUUAUGCACCGUGAGCCUGUUCCUAUGGAGGGUUCAUAUUGGCUUCCGGCCUCCGGUGCACCACUGUUUAUCACGGGAUGGGAACUUCGCAUUGACUCUCGAUUAUUUGUUUGUGAAAAUUCCCUGGAUUUCGCUCGGAAGGCUCUUCCUCCAACGACUGUUGGUGACAUGGAUGCUAUGGGUAGUGUUGUUCUAUCCCAUAAUAUGGUUUAUGUCGCUGCUCAAGCUUUGUGCUACUGUGUCGCUACAUGGAGUUUCAACAAAGAGUAUGAUCUGCUUGCUGCUGAGAAGGCAUCCGUGGAGGUUGUUCGGUCACCGCUGGAGAAUGAUGUUGAUGUUUUGACCCAGUCUAUCGAAGGUGGUGUCACCAGAAUUCUACACACUUCAUUUGUUGUAGGUGAAGAAUUUGGACGUGCCAAUUUAAAAGCUAUGAUUGAUGUCGAGACCUACGACACGAAAGGGCAGUUAGAUAUGGCUGGUCUCAGGCUCCUGUGUGCUUUCGAUGUUGCUGACGACCCUAUCGAUGGUCAUGGGAAUAGUGGUGGUGCAGUUGGUCUUGAAACAGGUGCAGGCAAUGGCACUGAUGGUGGUGUUCGUGGUGCUGGUGGAGGAGAUGAUGUUGUUGAAGGUGGUGUUGGUGGAGGCGAUGAUGUUGUUGAAGGUGGUACUGGAGGUGGUAUUGUAGUCAGUAUCGUUGGUGAGGGCGGAGGCAUUGAUGAUGAUGUAGGUAAUAAUGCUUGA
This is a messenger RNA of Lactuca saligna, 804 nucleotides long. NCBI's taxonomy places the organism in Eukaryota, Viridiplantae, Streptophyta, Magnoliopsida, Asterales, Asteraceae. The record is from the annotation of a GenBank genome assembly.